UACCCCAAAUUUUGGCGGUUGAGGAGCAGCUCCUUCAUUUCCUCUUACUCUGUUUUUUCUGUUUCUGUUGGCUAAGAAACAAAGAAAGAGCCCAGCGAUAAAGCAAAAGCGCAUUUCCGCUGUUGUAUGUGUGUGUUUGCGAUGCCAGGUGGGGCCACCGUCUGCUCCGGUCACCGGUUUCUCUGCGUUGUUCUGCAUUCGACUCGUCCCCGACUCAGCUACCCGACUCGGUCGCGACCCGUUCCGGUUCAACUUGGAUCCGUGUUUGUGUCGAAUGGUAAUGGCGAUAGUAAGCGGUUCAGCUCCAAGUUGAGCCUCAUUCCCAGAGCCGUUGAUUCUUCCACCGCACAAUCUUCCGUCGUUUCCGACGAUGGCUUCUCCGUUUCUAAGCUUUCAUUUGGUGUGAUUGGUCUAGGUGUUGGACUCUCACUCUUGUCCUACGGUUUUGGGGCAUAUUUUAAUAUUCUCCCUGGAUCUGAAUGGUCAGCUAUAAUGUUAACUUAUGGCUUCCCUCUUGCAAUUAUUGGAAUGGCACUCAAGUAUGCAGAACUCAAGCCAGUCCCAUGCCUAACAUAUUCAGAUGCUCAAAGCUUGAGGGAAAAAUGUGCAACUCCAAUUCUUAAACAGGUGAAGAGCGAUGUUACCAGAUAUCGCUAUGGAGAUGAGCAGCAUUUGGAUGAGGCAUUGAAACGGAUAUUUCAGUAUGGCCAAGGAGGAGGAAUACCAAGGAGAAGUGCUCCUGUUUUACAAUCGAUUCGUGAAGAAGUCACGCAAGAUGGUAAAUACUGUUUGGUUUUAGUUUUUGAGGCCAAGGCUCUGCAGUUGUCAGAUUUUGAACAAAGACAGGCCAAAUUUACUUCAUUCUUUGGGCCAGGAAUUACAGCUGAAAUUGGUAAGGGUGAGAAAGAUUUGUAUGAGGUUCGACUUAUCUCCAAUACAGACCCCAAUGCUUCUCCUUCAUGAAGUUAUGGACCGUUUUAUCCUCUUCCAUGUUGCAUGGUUUAGUCAAUUACAGGACUUAGGUCCUGUAAAAUAUGUAAAAAAAAAAAAUAUUAUGCUCAAAAGUAUCAAGUCAUUGUAUCAAGUGUACAUUUUGACAUACAAGAAAAGAAGAAAAAUAGCAUUUGGAAAGGAAUUGCCAAGCUAA
Messenger RNA from Glycine soja, 1147 nucleotides. RefSeq names its product thylakoid membrane protein slr0575. The coding region runs from base 127 to 963 and encodes 278 amino acids. NCBI's taxonomy places the organism in Eukaryota, Viridiplantae, Streptophyta, Magnoliopsida, Fabales, Fabaceae. The transcript has 9 exons. The record is from RefSeq and is a predicted model, not a curated record.